Leptopilina boulardi is the source of this 2047-nucleotide messenger RNA. RefSeq lists its product as uncharacterized. Lineage: Eukaryota; Metazoa; Arthropoda; Insecta; Hymenoptera; Figitidae. The record is from RefSeq and is a predicted model, not a curated record. The transcript has 2 exons. Bases 761 to 1324 code for a protein of 187 amino acids.
GACUUCUAAUCGUCGCUGCUGUAAUGACAUACAAUAAUACUGUUCGCUUAUUAAUCCAAGUUGUUGAAAAUGAAGCUGAAGAAAAUGCAUUUCAUCACCAUUCAGUUGAAGAUGGCAUCUUGAAUUUAAAUAAUUCGAAAAAGGUUGAUCAAGGUAUACUGUUUGUACUGUUUAAACAUUACAAAAAUUGUUAAACAUAGGCAAAGAAAAGAAGUGUCCGUAAAGCCACUUGUUAGUAUAUGAUUCUUCAAAAUAACUUUUGUGCAAUAUUUAGACCUCAAUACUGCGAUGACAUGCAAUACUGUGCGCUCGUUAUCCCAAGUUAUUGGAAAUGAAGAUGAAGAGAAUACAUUUCCUAAUCACUUAGUUGAACAAUGCUUAGUUCAAGAUGACAUUUUUAAAACUUUAAAUGGUUUGAAAAAGAUUGAUGAAGGUAAUAAUUACAAAAUUUAUAAUAAGAAAAGAAGAGAAGAGUCCGUGUGGGAAUACAUUUCUUAAAAAUAAAUUUUCAUGUAACUUUUAGAUGUUGCUACAGUAAUGACAUGCAAUACGGUUCACUCAUCAUCUGAAGUUGUUGUUAAUGAAGCUGAAAGGAAUACAUUUCAUCAACAUUCACUUGAAGAAUGCUUCCUUGAGGAAAAUUUGUUUCAAUUUGUAAAAAAACUUUGAGAAGCAAAAUGAAGUUUUUACAAUCCAGAGAAAUGAUUCAAAGCCACACGUAGAUAAAGUUCCAUGUACGUCAGAGACAGCAGACAAAAAUAUGCAUAACCUUUUUAGGAAAGAAUAUUGGAGUGGACAAAUGAAAAAAUAUCCUCAAUUAAAAGGUAAAUGGAGACUACCCAUCAUUGAAGAAAUGCGCAAACUGAAGAAAUUUAAAGUAAAGAAACAGUUUGAGAAACUGCAGACAAGUUUGAAUGAAACAAUGGAUUUCUCAAAAAAUAAUGAACAAAUAACUGAAGUUAAGGAAAUUCAUAAGCAACCAAAUAACACGGUCAACUUCAGGACUAUAAAUGACGAAACUAUAAUCGACGAAAUUAUAAAUGACGAAAUGACGAACAAUAACAUCAUUGAGUUUAAAAAGAAUCAGGAGGACGAGAUAAGAAAUGUGCAGAGAAAUAAAAAACCUCUAAUAGUUAGCAAUCAAAAAUUGGAUACAAAGGUUACAUUAAAAAGCAAUCGCUCAAUUCCUUCGAAUAUUUCCGUCAAGGAAAUGAAUGUUUAUAACAAUUCUGACAAUUUUACACAGAAGAUAUUACAGAAUUCACAACAAAGACAACAGUUUUCCACUAACAAACGUAAGAAAUAUCUUUUUUUAAAUGAAUAAAAAACAUCCGGUAAUACAGAGUUAUUAAAAUCCAAAAAUUUUCCUCACUUUCCAAUAAACUUAAAAAAAAUAACACUCAAUGAGGUAAUAACAAUUUUUUAAAACUAUAUUAUUCGUUGGUAUCCCAAUUUCAUUUGGUACCUUAUACUAAGCCAUUUUUACUGCUUAGUUAAUUAAAACUGUCUCCUAGUAGGAUGUAUGUAAAGUACAAUUUUCGAAAUUCCCUAUGAUUAAUUUUUCUUCUUCUGACUAACAAAUUUUUGAAUUAGUUGGAAUUGGAUUACAGGGAUAAUUUUUUAUUCUAAGUUACAGUUUUUCUCAAACUAUUGCGGUGACACUGCUUUUAUUAUAUUAUAUUAUUGUUUAUUUACAUAAAUAUAUAGAAAUCGUUCCGCCAUUUGACAAUUAUACAAAAAAAUAUUAAAAAAAUUUGGACACAUCUGAACAAUCUUUUCAAGAGGCAUUGUCUGUAUUCAAACAUUUUGCAGAAGUUGCAUCAGAAUAUUAUAAGACAAAACAUUCUUUUCUGCUAAAGAAAAAUGCAAUAAUAUCACAAAAUGAUAUGAAUAAUAAACAGGUUGUUGAAAAUGAAAAUAUUUACGCAAUUGACGGAUAUGAAGAAAAUUUACUUGAAACAUUUAGAAAAGCUUCUCCAGAUAAGAAGAGAAAAACAUUCCACUUGGCAAUGAAUGCUAUGGAAGGAGUAAUAGAAAAAUAGACACG